GUAACGUUCCUUCUCUUUGCAGGGUGUAGUGUAGCGCUGGAAAAUAUGCAGGCCUUGACUGUGUCUCAAAGAUGUACGGAGGAUACCAACACUUUCCUCUGGGAAAUUAUCCAGGACAGGCCGAAGGAAUAUGCUGUUCUCAUGUAUGAUGCAUUUGGAAAGAUGGGUAGCAAUGUCGAAGGAGGUAAUGCCAACCAGCCGGGCCUGCUGCAGCAGUGUCGUUCUGCACACGGUCCCACCUUCUCUGGACAGUACUGCCAGGUGUUCCUCAGGCAGGAAACUGUCCAGUACUUUGUGGGUAUUUGUGUCCCUGACUCCUGCCAAGAAGACGACGUGCAAAUGUUGGUGCUGUACGGGAGACUUCAGUUUGGCCAGAUAUCCCUCAUUCCUCCUUUACCUCCCAUCUUGGUCAAUCAGUCCACUCAGGAGAUGAUCAUGACCCACUGUUUGUCCAACAACAUUGCCCCUGAUGCAUCAGAUGUUACCUGUCUGUUUGUGUGUUGUAUAAUGGUAGCAAUUCCUCUUGCGGCUACCCUGUUUACAGCUAUAAUAAGGUGGCAACGGAACAGAGAGGUCAGUCACACAGCGGAGUCUUCCUGUUUAAACACUGGCAUCAACCUUUAUGGGACCCUGAAGACCAACGGCUCCUAUAGUAGUGAUAUUUAUAGUAGCACUUCAGAGGGAAAUAGUAAUAACAACACCGGGGAAACUCCACUCUGUUUUCCUCGAAGCUGUAUGUACCGGUGCCUUCAGGCGUUCUCUCUACAGACCACCAGCCAGGGUGUCUUUAGCACCUCCUCAUCCAUCACAAAAGGAGGCUACUCCUCCCUAAAUGGCAUCCGUGUUCUCAGCCUGUUAUGGAUCAUAUGUGGACACUCUGCACAGUUCCCCGUAAUAAACAACCUGGAUAACUACAAAGACUGGAAGAAAACUGUUGAAAGCAGCCCUGUGCAUGUGCUUACCAUCAGCGGGCCUGUUUUCCUGGCUGUGGACACCUUUUUGCUGCUAGGGGGUCUGCUUAGUGCAAGGUCUCUGCUGGGCUCCAUCGACAGGGCUGAAGACAAACUGAGCCCCAGUUUGGUGGCCAACUACCUCUUUAGGAGGAUUAAAAGGAUUCAACCACUGCACCUGUUUAUUAUGUGUCUAACCAUUGGCCUCAUCUCGCUGGUCCAGUGGGGACCCUACUGGUUCCCAUUCAUAGAUACACUAAUGGAUUGUAAGACGUACUGGUGGGCUAACUUACUGUUGAUUAGCAAUCUCCUCCCAGUCCACGAGAUAUGUAUUCCUUGGACAUGGUACCUGUCCCUGGACUUCCAGUGUUAUGCCACCACUCCUCUGCUCGUCUAUUUUUAUAGAAUAAACAGAGGUGUGUUUGUGGUUGUCGCUGGAAGCCUUCUGCUGAUGACCACUGUGGCUGGUGCUGUUAUAACUGCACUCCUGCAGCUGCCAGUCUUUCAGCCGUCUACACUGACAUCUGAGCAUUAUGUCUUGUAUUACUAUGUGAAACCAUACACAAGAUAUGGGCCGUUUUUAAUUGGGAUCUUGACUGGAAUAUAUUUGACAACAAAGAAAGAUCAGCUGUUAAAGCAAAAGUGGCAGGCAGCACUUGGUUGGAUCUGCUGUCUGUCACUCAUGGCUGUGGUGGUUGGAUUGGCCUACAUCCUCAGGGAGACCCCAGCCUAUCCAUCUGUACCACAUGCCCUCUACCAGGGACUGCACAGGCCCCUCUGGGCUCUGGCCGUGACCUGGAUCAUACUGGCCUGUGAAGAGGGUUACGGAGGUUUCAUCAAGAGCCUCUUGUCAUUUGAAUUCUGGGUCCCUCUUUCCAACAUAAGUUUUGCCUGCUAUCUGACACAUCCUGUCUUCAUCAUCCUCUACAUUGGCUUGCAACAGACCCCAAUCCACUACUCAAACAUCAACUUUAUGUACCUGUUCCUUGGCAACCUGGUGCUCACGCUGGUGGUCAGCUAUGUGUUUACUGUGCUGGUUGAGAAGCCAUACCUUCUCCUAAAAUGGAACAGUACAUAACAAGACAAGUCAGCACACAAAAGACUUUCUUUUAUUUCUUUUAUUUAUUAUUCUUUUAUAUCUAUUCAGCUAAUGCCCCUA
Messenger RNA from Perca flavescens (yellow perch), 2109 nucleotides. It is a transcript of the gene oacyl, whose product is annotated as O-acyltransferase like. Lineage: Eukaryota; Metazoa; Chordata; Actinopteri; Perciformes; Percidae. Bases 46 to 2028 code for a protein of 660 amino acids. Gene Ontology annotation, molecular function: acyltransferase activity, transferring groups other than amino-acyl groups. The record is from RefSeq and is a predicted model, not a curated record. The transcript is spliced from 15 exons.